Messenger RNA from Tachyglossus aculeatus (Australian echidna), 1633 nucleotides. It is a transcript of the gene ERI3, whose product is annotated as ERI1 exoribonuclease family member 3. The record is from RefSeq and is a predicted model, not a curated record. The transcript has 8 exons. Gene Ontology annotation, biological process: exonucleolytic trimming to generate mature 3'-end of 5.8S rRNA from tricistronic rRNA transcript (SSU-rRNA, 5.8S rRNA, LSU-rRNA). Lineage: Eukaryota; Metazoa; Chordata; Mammalia; Monotremata; Tachyglossidae. The coding region runs from base 274 to 894 and encodes 206 amino acids. Gene Ontology annotation, molecular function: nucleic acid binding; 3'-5'-RNA exonuclease activity.
CCUGCCCCGCCGCCGCCGCCGUCGCCGUCCAGCCCAGCCCAGCCCGUCGGGGAGGCGAUGGGGAGCGUGCUGGACCGCCCCCGCCCGCUUUUUAGAUGCCUCUUGAUGUUCAAUGGUAGCCCUGGGCCGUAGCAGAUCUGCCAGGUGUCCUCCGCGUCUGCGUCUGAGGGUGCGAAAAGCGCUGGGCUCCCCGCUGCCCUCCCACCGAGGCCCGGUCCAGGAGUUUGGCUCCGCCCCGGCAGGAAACUGGCGUCCCACAGCUUCGGAGCGCCCAUGGCAGCGAUGUCAUCCUUCCCCCCGCAGAGAUAUCACUACUUUUUAGUGCUGGACUUUGAGGCCACGUGCGACAAGCCGCAGAUUCAUCCUCAGGAAAUCAUUGAAUUCCCCAUCCUGAAGCUGAACGGCCGGACAAUGGAGAUCGAGUCCACCUUUCACAUGUAUGUGCAGCCGGUGGUUCACCCUCAACUUACCCCCUUCUGUACAGAGCUCACCGGCAUCGUCCAGGGCACGGUGGACGGCCAGCCGAGCCUACAGCAAGUACUCCAGAGGGUCGACGAGUGGAUGGCGAAGGAAGGCCUCUUAGAUCCCAGCGUCAAGUCAAUUUUUGUCACCUGCGGAGAUUGGGACUUGAAAGUAAUGCUGCCAGGCCAGUGCCUGUACUUAGGGUUGCCGGUGGCCGACUACUUCAAACAGUGGAUCAACCUGAAAAAGGCCUACAGCUUUGCCAUGGGAAGUUGGCCCAAGAACGGACUGCUAGACAUGAACAAAGGACUGAACCUUCAGCACAUAGGGAGGCCUCACAGUGGCAUAGAUGACUGCAAGAACAUCGCCAACAUCAUGAAGACGCUGGCACAGCGAGGUUUCAUCUUCAAGCAGACCUCCAAGCCCUUUUGAUCGGUGGCCGGGCCGGCCCAGCCGGCCAAGCCCGCACGCGGCCGCAGCCCCCCACCCCGGGCCCGGGCCCCGGCCGGCCGCCGCCGCCACCAUGGGCACCGCCCCGCCCAGCCGCGGCCAGGGGGAAGGCUGCGGCCAGGGGGAGGGGGGCCGACCGCCUCCCGUGCGGGGCUUUGCCAACCAGGCCCCCCUCCCUCCCAUCCCACCCGGUCUCGGCUCCAGUGUGGAGGGGCUGGAAGCCGGGAGUCCGGGGCUUUAGGGCCGGGGCUCCAGGGUGGCGAGGCGGGGGCACAAGAGGGGACGCCUGAGAGCCGGGGAAGCCCUGGGCGGCUGAGGCCACAGGCCCGGCCCCCAGGGGCCCCUCCGUCCCCUCCUGGUCUGUCCCCGGUCUCGGCCAGGAACUCGGCCACCCCCGCCCCUCCCCCCCGCCACCCCCCGUCCCCCGACUCUUGAGCGCCUGCGGCCCCCAACCCCAGGCUCGCCCCCGCCCAACCCAGCCGGCUCCAAGUAUUAGCUCUCCCGGGGAAGGCCGCCCCGUCCGCCUCCUACCUUGGGCCCCGCAGCCGGGAGACCGUGGCCGCGGGGCCGGCGGACGAGGGCCCAGAGGCGAGGCACGGCCCCCAGGGCGCCGGGCGGGGGCCCCGGAGCACAGAGCCGAGAUCUCCGGCCCUGCUCCCCCGGGGCCUGGGGCAGAGGCUGCCCCGAGGCAGGAGCCCCCGGGCCCCACCCCCUCCGUCCU